AUGCAAGUAAGGGGCCUUCGUGCAGCCCUCAAUAGUACCAACAAAUACAAAUUCAAGAGUCCGGAGUAUGCUGUAGACCAUCUUGUCAUUGGAGGAGGUGUCGUUGGCCUUGCCAUCGCACAACGACUUGGUCAGAGGUUCCCUGACAAAAGCACGUACCUCGUCGAGAGACACAACCUCCCCGGCGAGGAAACAAGCGCUCGUAACUCAGAGGUGAUCCACGCAGGACUCUAUUAUCCUCCAGGCUCCCUCAAGACGAAUCUAUGCCUGAGAGGAAGGACACUGCUGUAUGAUCGCUGUGUGCGACACAACGUACCCUUUAAAAAGACCGGAAAGCUAGUUAUUGCUCGCGAGGAACAACGGCCAUACAUCGAGGGCCUCCACGCUAAAGCUCAGAAACUAUCUUGGCCGCCGCACUCAGAUCCUACCCAAUCGCAAUCGCCAGUCCUACCCACUAAGCUCAUCGGAGGCGACGAAGCCCGGGAGCUCGAGCCAGAUCUGAACAAGGACAUUGUCGCCGCUCUAUGGAGCCCCGAGACAGGCAUCGUGGACUCGCACGCCCUGAUGCAGAGUCUAGAGAAGGAGAUCUUGGACGCCGAAAGCAGCGAGAUCGUAUAUUCCACGCAGGUCGUUCGCAUCGACAUAAGUAGAGACGCGCCCGGCUGGGUUGUGCAGCUAGUGACCGGCGAUGCUGCAAAUGGGGAUGCGCUCCUUGCCCGGACCGUUAUCAAUUCCGCAGGCCUUACUGCACCGCGCAUUCUGAAUGCAAUCCUUCCAGAGGACGAGCGGAUACCCAUGUACUUCGCCCGCGGCUCAUACGCUUCGUACCAUGGUCCCGGCAUCAACAGCGUCUCACACCUCAUAUACCCGUGCCCACAUGUCGGCAAAGAUGCACACGCGUUCGCCUCCCUAGGAACCCACCUCACUUUGGACUUGCAGGGAAAGGUCCGAUUCGGGCCCGACAUUGACUGGCUCGCUCCUCCCGAAACCGACGAUGAUGCGGACUUCUGGCAAUGGCACCUCGUGCCCGACGAUUCCCGCCUGGAACUUAUGUACAAUGCCGUCAAGGAGUACCUGCCAGGCGUGGAGUUCGAAGGGUUCCAGCCAGACUACUGCGGCAUCAGGCCUAAGAUCGUAGGCCCGGGAGCAGGUUUCCAGGACUUUGUUUUUCGUCGAGACUACGCAAACGGGCAGGGCGAUGGGCAGUUGAUCAGCUUGCUCGGGGUCGAGAGCCCAGGGCUGACGUCGUCCCUCGCAAUCGCUGAGUAUGUAGUUGAUGAUAUAAUGGGCGGUGGGCAUGCAUAG
This is a messenger RNA of Dichomitus squalens LYAD-421 SS1, 1305 nucleotides long. RefSeq names its product NAD dehydrogenase. The record is from RefSeq and is a predicted model, not a curated record. The coding region runs from base 1 to 1305 and encodes 434 amino acids. The transcript is spliced from 5 exons. Gene Ontology annotation, molecular function: (S)-2-hydroxyglutarate dehydrogenase activity; (S)-2-hydroxy-acid oxidase activity. NCBI's taxonomy places the organism in Eukaryota, Fungi, Basidiomycota, Agaricomycetes, Polyporales, Polyporaceae. Gene Ontology annotation, cellular component: mitochondrion.